GCCGCCGGGUUGCGCUUUUCAAACGCCAACUGUGCGGGCUGCGGUUGGGGCGCCGGGCCGUGCCGAGCGCGAGGGCGGCGCCGUCUGUUUGUGGGGGCGCGUGAGGAGCGGGGCGCUUCGCGGUGAAAAUAGAUAACCAGCAGAGGAGAGAAGACCUUGUGUUAAUUAUGUCCAGGAGAAAGUUGGAGAGCAAAAGCCUUUUAGGCUUGUCCACAUCUCUUCAGACACAAAUCAAGAUGGAUAAUUUUUACGAUUUUUACAUGCUUGAACCUAAAGAACUAGGAAGAGGAAGAUGUGCUGUGGUUAGAAAAUGUAUAGCUAAAUCCACAGGCCAAGAAUAUGCAGCUAAAUUUCUAAAGAAGAGGAGAAGAGGACAGGACUGCAAAGCAGAAAUUUUACAUGAAAUUGCUGUGCUUGAAUUAACAAAGUCUAAUCCUCGUGUAGUUAAUCUCCAUGAAGUCUAUGAAAUGAACAAUGAAAUCAUCUUAGUGUUGGAAUAUGCUGCCGGAGGUGAAAUCUUUAAUUUGUGUGUUCCUGACUUUUAUGAGAGAAUUGAAGAAAAUGAUAUUAUCAGACUUAUUCGACAAAUACUUGAAGGACUCUGCUGUCUGCAUGAAAACAAUAUUGUGCAUCUUGAUUUAAAGCCCCAGAACAUCUUGCUGAGCAGUAUCAAUCCUCUUGGUGAUGUAAAAAUUGUAGAUUUUGGUAUGUCUCGGAAGAUCGAGAAUGCUAGUGAAUUGCGGCAAAUCAUAGGAACCACAGAAUAUCUAGCUCCAGAAAUCUUAAACUAUGAUCCUAUUACCACGGCUACAGAUAUGUGGAAUAUUGGUGUAAUCUCAUAUAUGCUGCUAACUCAAGAAUCUCCAUUUGUGGGGGCAGAUAAUCAAGAAACUUUCCUCAAUAUCUCUCAAAUCAAUGUGGAUUAUUCAGAGGAAACUUUUGCAUCAGUUUCAUACCUGGCCAGAGACUUCAUUCAAAAACUCCUUGUCAAAAACCCAGAGGAAAGACCAACAGCAGAGGCCUGUCUCUCUCAUUCUUGGCUGAAACAGGGGGAAUUCAUACUAUUACAUAGUCCUGAAGAAUCUUCCUGUCCUUCUCCAAUGCAGGAACACACAACAAAGUGUUCAGAGGAAAGGAAUACUAAAUCAAUUUGCAAUGGUACCUGUGGUGACCGAGCAGAUAAAGAGAACAUUCCAGAAGACAGCAGUACAGUCUCUAAACGUUUUCGGUUUGAUGAUUCAUUGCAAGACUUCAUGACAGACUUAGUAUGUUAACACAUGGCUGGCUGUGCAGGUCCUCUGAACUGAAUUUAGGAUUAUAAUCUAUUCCAGUGGUGAAUAUUGUGAGAUUAUGGUUUGUCCAUUCGUGCAGCAUGGUUAUACUGAAAUGCACUUUCGAGUGAUCCUCUUAUGCGGUACUUCCUUUCAUGUCCAUUGCUGGCAAUGGCUUUUACUCCUGAGAAACUGGAGUUCUGGCAUCAGGGGAGAGCCUUAUGUUUUGAAGGCGAUUUAGUUGAAUAUAUUUGCACUUUUCAAGUUUUAGUCCAAAAAACGUUUAAUAUAAUAGAGAAUAAAAAUAUAAAAACUUUUGAAUGUUAAUAAAUGGACUCUAGUUAAACAACUUAUAAAAGUGCUCAAGACCGUGAUCUAAUAACAUAGUCACAUUUCUGUGACUAAGACUUGAUAAUGGAUUGAAGCAGAGAAAUUGAAACUAAUUUCUGACAGCCUUUCACUGCAGUGACAGUGCCAUCUGUUAACUGAGAGUUUAAAAUCAGAAGAAUAUUGGGAUGUAUUGAACACAUUCAGCAAAUACUGUUUACUUAGAAUGUUUAGCUGUGGUUAAGGAUAAUCUUUCUGCCUUAGCUGACUGGUUACAUGUGGAUAAUGUACUGCAUGUGGCAUGUAUUUUUAAUAUGCUAGCAUGAAUGUUUCUGGAAUAUUAGAAUAGAAUAGAAUAAGGGUAGGUUGUCAGUCUUAUUGCUGAAGAUCCUUGCUUCAUAAACAAAUCUAAUUGUAAGAGUGUGAAAAGUUUUGCACUGAAGUGCAUAUUGAAACAAUUGUACAUGCUCCAAAGAAGCUGUUGUCAGUCUCCAUAUAUAUCUGGAUUGUAUUGAAAUACAGAUUGCACAGCAUAAAUAUUCCAAUACGCAUAAUAAAGUGUACAUACCUCUUAAAAACAGCAGAGAUGAUGAGACUAAUAGCAUAUAGUCUUUUAUUGCUCAAACAAUUAAAAUGCAUCUGCAUUAAGGAUGUGUUAAAAAGCUGAUAGGUGUGGGAUGGAGAGUGUGUUAAUUUGCUUGCAUAGUAAUUUUUCCAACCAAACUAUUUUUCCUCAAAGUACUUACUCAUGCCGAUCUUGAGAAAUUGGCUGCAAAAUUUCAGAAUUAAAAUUCAGAGCUCUUUUGGUUAUCUGAAUCUAUCAAUUUUUGAAAACAUUCACAUCUGUUUUCUGUUUUGCACUCUCCAUCUUCCCCCCCCCCCCCCAAAAAAAAAAGGCAGGGUUUUUGGGUUUUUUUUUUUUUUUUUUUUGUAUUCCUCUUGUUCCGAGGCUCUGAAAAAAACACUGCAUUAUGCCAAGUUCCAGCUUGGAGCAAAUGUUGAUCAGGUCCUAAACUGAGUUGAUUCUAGAAAUGCUGACAAGCUAUCGUAUCCACAGUAGCACUAAUAGUGUGAAAAUUGGAGCCUUUUCACAUAGGGAAUGGAAGUAAUUAAAGCUCUUUGAAAUAUUAUGAAAGUUAAUGGCACUUUAAACUAUUCCCUGGAUCUUCGAGUCUGCAUAGCUUAGACUGAAUCCUCCUCAGUGUGGAUGUCUCAUUUGUGACAUUUAGUUUUGUGAUAUUUAGUUAAUUGCAAGAUGCUUCCUCAAAUGUGCAUUUGGACCCUGUCAUACUUAAACAAUUUCUAGUUAAAAUUCAAGAGAAAAUAUCAAACACUGAAAUAAUGUAAAUGCUCAUUUUAUUAAUAUGUAGUAAAAUGUUGUAUUUUAAAUACCUUUAUAACAAAAGAAUGGAAUAAAAAAUAUUUUAAGCAAUUUGUAUAGUAAAUCCAACCUAACAGACAAAUGAGUCCAAUAAUGCUCUCUUUACUUGGUUAAUACUCCUGUUGAUCUGAAUGGAAGUUCCAACUGAGUAAAGUGUGCAGGAUCAGGCCUUAACCUUUUAUGUGUUAAAAUCCAGUCUUUUCUGUUCUCUUUAUAAAGACUGAUAUCCAUGUGAUAUUGUUUUUAAUAUCAGUAUGUGUUCAAGCAUGAACAAGCUGAGCUACCUAGUUAUUAGGGGACUCCACUAUCUCAUCUCUACAUAUUAAUAUUAUGUAAUGUAUACAUUAUUCUUUUUUAUCAAUUGAUAACCGAGAAAUAAGUAGACUUUGUGGAGGCAGUUAAUAGACAAGUUAGGUUUUUGGAUUUUUUUUAAAUUUUGGAAGUCCUUGCUUUUACCCAAGAGAAAUAUCUGUGUUUAAAACGAUCGUCUUCUCACAAGAACUUAAUCUAAUUACAGUGUAUUGAAAUAAAGGUAUUUUUAUAUAUUCAGAAUUGAAAGUUCACUUAAGAUGGAGAGGAAAUGUCAAAACAGUACAACAGAUUCAGCUAUAAAAGGUUGUUUACAGAAAUAAUUGUAAUAUAAUUUAAACUGUCCAAAUGACUGCUAAGUUAUUAAUUUUAAAACUGGAAGCUCACAUUAAUAUUACUAUUUCUUUUAACAUAUGAUACAGGUUAUGCAAAAUAUAAAGUCAUAACCAUAUAUACCAGCACUUUAACUAAACAAAAUACAGGAAAUAUUCUAUAAAGAAACUUUCUACCAUGUUGUUUGAUAAAUGUUUACAUUUCUUACUGCUUUUUUCUGGUCUUAAGUUAUCUUUUAAGUUUGAAUAAGUGAAUUUUGGUAUUAUCCAAUAGAGCUUUUUCAAAUGUUGUAGACAUCUAUAUUUUUGUAUGUAAAUUCAAAUAUAACUGGAGCAAGAAUUUUAAAUUGUUUGGAUUAAUAUAAAUGUUUAAUUUUAUAAGAAUUUUGUAUUGUGCAUGCCAUAAUUUUCUUUAACAUAUGUAAUUUCAUUUAAGAUACAAUUGUUCUUUGGUAGCCCAUUGUGCAUAGUGUCAUGUUAUUGGGGGCUAGCAAAAACAGAUGUAAAUGGUCAUAGUAAUAUUUUAUUAAGAUAACUGAUGUAAUUUCUAUGCAAUUCCUGAAUUAUUUUGUAUAAACAAACAUUUUGUAUUGAAAUGUGACUUUAUUCAACAAUUUGUAAACUUAAUAUUUUCUAAUCAGAAAAAGAGGCUUUCCAGCUAAUGUCCUCUGCUCUUUGUAAAGUUUAUCUGAUAAGUUACUGAAUGUAGCUUUUUGAAAUGCCACUACAUCCUUACACUUAUUAAUUUCAUAUCUGGGAUGCUGCUUACAAUUGAAUCUAGAUUAAAUCUGUGAGGGUGAAAAAGGUGUUUCUGCUUAUAUACAUUGAGGGCCAGAACUCUUGUCCUUUUAUAGUUUAAUUUUAGGUAUAAAAUAUUUAGAGGAAAGGAGAGGCAUUUUAAAAUAUUAUAUAAGAAAGAAAUGCUGGUGUUCAGGUUUCAUUAGUCUCUCUGUAGAGGCUGUAGAACCAGCAGUAUGCCAACCAGCUAAAGAGAGAAGAUAAGAAGCAAAAUGAGUCAAAAAUAUGAAAUGGGCCAGUACAAAUAUGAAAUGUCUUGAUUUUAAAAAACUAACCCAGUGGUGAUCUGUAUACCUCAACAGCAUAAGAUAAACUGGCAUGUAAUAUCCAUGUUGUUUAUUUAGCAGAAUUGUCCUUUCUAAAACUCCUUAAAGUUAAGUUGAAUGUUAAUAGGCUGAUGGCCUAAAAAUAAAUUUAUACUCUUCUA
Messenger RNA from Trachemys scripta elegans, 4845 nucleotides. It is a transcript of the gene STK17B, whose product is annotated as serine/threonine kinase 17b. Gene Ontology annotation, cellular component: nucleus. The record is from RefSeq and is a predicted model, not a curated record. NCBI's taxonomy places the organism in Eukaryota, Metazoa, Chordata, Testudines, Emydidae. Bases 168 to 1274 code for a protein of 368 amino acids. Gene Ontology annotation, biological process: protein phosphorylation; intracellular signal transduction; positive regulation of apoptotic process. The transcript is spliced from 8 exons. Gene Ontology annotation, molecular function: ATP binding; protein serine/threonine kinase activity.